Dendrobium catenatum is the source of this 3721-nucleotide messenger RNA. RefSeq names its product PH, RCC1 and FYVE domains-containing protein 1. Bases 623 to 3382 code for a protein of 919 amino acids. Lineage: Eukaryota; Viridiplantae; Streptophyta; Magnoliopsida; Asparagales; Orchidaceae. The record is from RefSeq and is a predicted model, not a curated record. Gene Ontology annotation, molecular function: metal ion binding. The transcript has 7 exons.
CUAGACCGAGCUCUCCUUGCCACGGACUCGAGAGGAAAGUUAAAUCCGCUUCAGCUUCUAGAUUUCCGCCCUGCGCAGCUCCAUUUCGUCUGCCGGUGGCCUUCCGACUUUUCCAUCAGAGAAACGGUUCUCUUCUGUCGGCGAGCUGCCGUCCCAAGUUCCAUUUGAGGCUCGACAAGUUUUCUUAUCCUCGAGAUACUAGCUAAAGUUUCAGGACAUAUUCUUGUUCUUGCUGUAGGGCUAUCGGCUUAGUUUCUUUGUUGUCCUGAGAUUGAUGGAAGUCCGAGGGAAGAUCUACAAUCUAUGACGAAAGGGACUCCGGUGUGUCGCUUGAUGGUGUUGAAGCUCGGAGCUGGUCGCACAUGGAAUGGCAGAUCACUUUGGGCAUGGAAACGCUGAUCCUGGCAUCGAGAAGGAUGAAUCAUCAUUGAUUUGGUUUUCUAGCAGCAGAGAGAGGACUUUGAAGUUAACUUCUUCGUCAAGAGCUGUACCUAGACAAAAAAAAAAAAGCAGCAAGGGCUUGAUAUCUAGCAGUCCAAGUGACAACCCGUUGGGAACCUCACAGGAUUCUCCUGGCAGAAAGGUAUUCGAUAACACAUUGUCUAGAGAACCUCCUUAGAGUAUGGUAAACAUAGAAAGAUCCGAUGUGCAAAUAAAAGGAGUCUCAGAUGUUUUCAGAGUCAGUGUUUCUAGUGCUCCUAGCACGUCCAGCCAUGGUUCUGCUCAGGAUGAGUCUGAAGUUUUUGGGGAUGUAUAUGUGUGGGGCGAGGUUGUGAGUGACUACUCCAGAAUAGGCACUGAGAAAACUAGUAGUUUUUCUAGUACAAGAAAUGAUAUCCUACAGCCAAAGCCUUUAGAAUCUCAUGUAGUUUUGGAUGUUCAACAUGUGGCAUGUGGGGUAAGGCAUGCUGUUCUUGUAACUAGGCAGGGAGAAGUAUUUACAUGGGGUGAAGAAUCUGGUGGGCGGCUUGGUCAUGGUGUGGCAAUAGAUGCUAUUCACCCUCGUCUUGUUGAAUCUUUAUCAGUCUCUAACAUUGAUUUUGUUGCUUGUGGGGAAUUUCAUUCCUGUGCUCUUACUGCUAGCGGCGAACUUUAUACUUGGGGUGAUGGUGCCCAUCAGUCAGGUUUACUUGGUCAUGGUACAGAUAUCAGCCACUGGAUUCCUAAAAGAGUUUCAGGACCUUUGGAAGGGCUGCAAGUUGCAUCUGUUUCUUGUGGAACUUGGCACACUGCAUUGAUAAGUACAACGGGGCAGUUGUUCACAUUUGGGGAUGGUACUUUUGGUGUAUUAGGCCAUGGAAAUAGAGAGAGUGUUUCAUAUCCUAGGGAAGUAGAGUCUUUGAUGGGUUUGAAGACAGUUGCUGUUUCAUGUGGAGUCUGGCAUAUGGCUGCUGUAGUAGAAGUUAUCGUAACACAAUCCAGUGCAUCUUCUGGUAAACUAUUUACUUGGGGUGAUGGGGACAAAUAUCGGCUUGGGCAUGGAGACAAGGAACCACGUCUAAAGCCCACAUGCGUGCCAUCCCUGAUUGAUUACAAUUUUCACAAGUUAGCAUGUGGUCAUAGUCUUACAAUUGGCUUGACUACUUCAGGCCACAUUUUUACCAUGGGAAGUACUGUUUAUGGUCAGCUCGGGAAUCCACAUUCUGAUGGAAAGCUUCCAUGCUUAGUUGAGGAUAAGCUUGCCAAUGAAUCUGUUAAAUCAGUUGCUUGUGGUGCUUAUCAUGUUGCUGUUUUGACAUCAAGAAGUGAAAUUUACACGUGGGGAAAGGGAGCCAAUGGACGAUUGGGUCAUGGAGACCUUGAAGAUCGGAAGGCACCUACACUUGUUGAAGCUUUGAAGGACAGACCUGUCAAACACAUUGCUUGUGGGGCAAAUUUCACGGCUGCCAUAUGUCUGCAUAAGUGGGUUUCUGGUGCUGAGCAAUCUCAAUGCACAGCAUGCAGGCAGACAUUUGGUUUCACUCGAAAGAGGCAUAACUGUUACAAUUGCGGUCUUGUGCAUUGCCAUUCUUGUAGUGCAAGAAAAGCUUUGAGGGCUGCAUUGGCUCCUAAUCCUAGGAAACCUUAUCGGGUCUGUGAUUCCUGUUAUAUGAAAUUGAAUAAAGCAAUUGAAUCUGGUGGAAUGGACAAGAAAAUUGCUUUACCUCGUUUAUCAGGUGAAAGUAAAGACCGCUUUGACAAAGCAGAUACAAAGAUUUCCAAGGCUGCUUCACCUAGCAAUUUGGAUUUGAUAAAAAAUAUUGAUACGAAUGCUGCUAAAUGUGGAAAAAAAUCUGAAUCAUUGCCUUUGAUUCGUACUUCUCAAUUCCCAUCACUGCUACAACUCAGAGAUAUUGCCCUUCCUGUUGGGCCUGAUAUGCUGCAAGCUAACCCCAGAAUAGCAAACAUUUCUGCUGUUCAGUCUAACAAUCAUUUCCGGGCUGUUUCUCCAUUUUCAAGGAAACAUAGUCCUCCGCGUUCUGCAACUCCCAUUCCAACAAUGUAUGGUCUUUCAUUCUCCAAAAGCAUAGCGGAUAGCCUUAAGAAAACAAAUGAGCUUUUAAACCAGGAAGUUCAAAUGCUACGUGCACAGGUUAAUAGCUUGAAUCAGCGCUGUGAACUUCAAGAAAUUGAGAUACAGAAGUCAGCAAAGAAAAUUAGGGAAGCCAUGGUGCUUGCUACAGAGGAAUCUGCGAAGUCAAAAGCUGCAAAAGAAGUUAUCAAGUCUCUUACGGCACAGCUUAAGGAUAUGGCUGAGAGGCUCCCACAGGGUGUGUAUGAAGAGGAUCCCAUUAAGGUAAGGCCGCUUCCGAAUGGCAUCGACUCACUUGCUUUUGAUCACAUGGAUUCAAUUGGAGCGCAUAAUUUGAAAAAUAGAGAUGAUGGCUCACAGCAACCUCAAACCGCUGCUCAAACACCGUCUAUUAUUACUAAUAGAAUUUCAGAGCGGAAUCGUGCACACACAGAUGACAUUGGAGCUAAUGGAACCAAUACAGACAUUCAAAAUCGUGGGGUUUCUAAUCCAAUUGGAAUGGAAAAAAUGAUGAAUACUAAAAAUAGUAGUAAUGCUGAACCAGAACCUCGCAUGUCUAGCUCCAGGUCUGAUUACUUCGAUACUAAUAAUGCCAAUUCUGUUCAAACUAUGGAGAAUGGUUCAAAGCCUAGGAGCCCAACUUCAACAUUUAAUCAAGUUGAGGCUGAAUGGAUUGAACAAUAUGAACCUGGUGUAUAUAUUACGCUGACGGCUCUUCGAGAUGGCACUCGAGAUCUGAAACGAGUGCGUUUCAGUCGACGAAGAUUUGGAGAGCAGCAAGCUGAAGAAUGGUGGUCGGAGAACCGUGAAAAAGUUUAUGAGAAAUAUAAUGUUCGAGGAUCAGAUAAGCCUUCAUCGACUCCUACGUAAUCUGGAGCGUCUUUGAAAUGCUUCUUUUUGGGAGUUCUACAGAUAAACCAGAGAUGGAAUAAGCAAUGCCAUCCUCUCUGACAAAUGUUCGUAUAAGCCUUCUUUGUUUUUGUUUUAUAUUUAAGAAAAAUGAUAUAUUUCUUUUCUUAUCCAUGGUAGUGUAAUGUAUAUAUACAGUCUCUAAAUGGGUUUUUUACCGGGUAGAAGAAUUGUUUCUUCCCUUUUCAAUGUACAACCCUUUUUUUUUUAUUUUUUAUUUUUAGUUUGUUGAACUACGAAUUUAUUAUUAUAAGCUCCAUGAAAGCAGAAAUGUCUCAACAAUACUCACCAAAUUUGAAA